AUGGAGCAGAGUCCCGUGUCGUCUGGCCAAGGCUGCUGCCUUCCCAAUGAGAUUUGGUCGAUCAUCGUCGACUAUGCUCUCCGCAUGCCUCACCAAUUCCGCUGGGAACUGUGGCAGCGGUACCGUCCUGUCAACAGGCUAUUCAAGGAAGUCACAGAAGACUAUUAUAUUGAAAAGUAUCUAAAAAACACCCAUCUGGAUAUAGAUUGCCCAAACUACUUCAAUAUUGGGCCUGAUGUCCCUGAACUUACUGAGAAUUAUUGCUUUGACGGCUGGGUGGACGAUACGAAGCAGAUGGCCAUCCUCCGGUCGUCUCUCACCUGCGGUGAUCGCGGAAGCACUGCACAAUCCCUCACUAUCGCAGACCUAAUUGACGAUCAGCUGUCUGCCUUCACGGAGCGGGGCUAUCAUCCUUGUAUGGCAAUGAUAGUUGGGGAUGGUGCGACAGAUAUGCUCCCAAUGGACCUCUCCUGCCAAUCCACUGCCUCGGACCGCUAUUUUGUUUUCAAUUGGCGGGAAUACUUCUGUACGCUUUUUGAAGAGCUCCGACGAGUAGACAUUUACCAUUCAGUACUACGAAGGUGUCCGAACCUUGUCCAGCUUGCGUGGAAACUGGAUCACCAGGCCCCAGAGGAGGGAGACGAACUGGCCACGGAAUACGAUGUCGUAUUCGGGGGAGACGAAGUAGAGGUACUUCAGAAACUAGUCGGUGCAGCACAGACUCCGUUGGUUGGUCAAGAUGGUCGGCUGCUCGAUUUUCGAAGAAUGCGACGACGUCGGUUGGGAAUCAAAUCUGGACAGGUUGAGGAUGCAACGUGCGGCCCGUCAUCAAUCCUUCUGGAUCGUUUUGAACGACUUGAUGAGGAGCUUGUUGCGCAGAAACUACACCUGAUCUCGUUGGACUUUUCUGAUGGCAGCAGUAGGGGUCUCCAGUGGUAA
Messenger RNA from Aspergillus campestris IBT 28561, 939 nucleotides. RefSeq lists its product as uncharacterized. The record is from RefSeq and is a predicted model, not a curated record. Bases 1 to 939 code for a protein of 312 amino acids. NCBI's taxonomy places the organism in Eukaryota, Fungi, Ascomycota, Eurotiomycetes, Eurotiales, Aspergillaceae. The transcript has 2 exons.